AUGCCAAGGGUUGGCUGGACAUGUUCAACCAUCGCCCGGGCUUCAGGCUGCUUUCCUGCGAUCCUGCAUCUCAUCUUGAUCGAGCUGAUCAUGCUCCCGCUCUUUCAAUUUGCUGUCUUCAUUUUCUUGCGGGACUGCAUGUUUGAGAUCGCAGUUCAGUCCCGAGGAGGGGCCUGCGCAUUCUGUGCCCUAGGCAGGGACCUUGAUUGUGUUGAGGCAAAGUACAAUUGGUGGUUGCUGAGCUUGUCAGCUGUGACCCUUUCCUGCAAUGAUGGGGGCUACAUUCACUCAUCCGGCUAUGCGCCCCUGGCGAUCAUCUGGAUCUGCUUUCUACUGGUCGCCUUCAUUUGGUUUGGAACAAUUGCCAGAUUCUUCAUGAAGAUUCCGCUGAAUACCCCGAUGGGCUCAGGCCAUUACCUGAAGUUCCUUUGGGAAACUCGACUUUGCCGCUGGUACACAGUUGCAUGCAGGAUUCUGGAGGUUGUAGCCGUAGUCAGCAUCUUUGUUCUCUUCGCUGCUGCAACUGCCUACAUGGGUGCGGACGCACUCGCCUGGGUCUUUCGUGAGAAGUUGGUUGAAGGGCUCUUCGUCAUCAUCAGUAUGCGGCAGUUCACGCGGCCAGUCUUGCCAUGCUUCAACUUUGACAUCGAAGACUUCGAGCGAAUCCGCUUCAAGCUGGGCAUCAUCUUCAACAGCAAUGCGAUUGUCCAUGAGCUUCAUGGGGACUUUUGCCGAGCUUUUGCAGACGGUGUGAGUCUUGUUGAGGACGUUUCGGAUCAGGGUGCCAUCCACUCGAUGUUGAAAAGCACAUCGAACAAUCAGUCGUCCAGACUAGCAUCUGAGUAG
This is a messenger RNA of Symbiodinium natans, 846 nucleotides long. The record is from the annotation of a GenBank genome assembly. NCBI's taxonomy places the organism in Eukaryota, Dinophyceae, Suessiales, Symbiodiniaceae.